Molecule: messenger RNA, 2313 nt
Organism: Menidia menidia (Atlantic silverside)
Lineage: Eukaryota; Metazoa; Chordata; Actinopteri; Atheriniformes; Atherinopsidae
Source: the annotation of a GenBank genome assembly
AUGAAUCCCGAGGAGCAGACGGUAACGUGGUUGAUAUCGUUAGGAGUACUCAGUUCUCCUAAAAAGAACAUAGCGGACCCUGAGGAGUUUCUGAAAACAUCCCUGAAGGAUGGGGUCGUCCUCUGCAAACUCACGGAGCGGCUCAUACCCGGUUUAUCUCCAAAGUAUUGCCAGGAUCCGAAAACUGAGGCAGACUGCAUUGCCAACAUCAGAGAGUUUUUAAGGGGAUGCUCGACCUUGAAAGUGGAGGGUUUUGAACCAGAGUGCUUGUACACUGGAGAGAAUUUUGGCAAGGUCCUAACUACUUUGCUGGCAGUCAACUUUGCCACACAAGAUUGUGCUGCUGAGAGAUGUCCACAGUCCGGUUCCUCCUCUCCUAGUCAGGCGACGUCCUCACUGUCCUCGGCCAAAUCCAAAGGCUCUCUGCGUAGACAAUCCAAAUCUGCGGAAAUGUCAGAGAACGGGGCCGGCGGGCAGCUGAUGGUGAAGGCCCGCUUCAACUUCAAGCAGAAUAACCAGGACGAGCUGUCGUUCAAUAAAGGCGAAAUGAUCCUCGUGACACGGCAGGAAGAAGGAGGAUGGUGGGAGGGCACGCUCAACGGCAAGACGGGCUGGUUUCCGAGUAACUACGUCCGCGAGGUCAAACCGUGCGAAAAACCAUCGUCUCCUAAAGGAGCUCAGAUGACGAAGAACUAUUACAAUGUGGUUGUUCAGGAUAUUGUAGAUCACGAAAAGGAGUUUGUCAAAGAGUUACAAACAGUCCUGAGUUGUUACCUACAACCACUGCAGGCCAGUGAAAAGCUGAGCGCUGCUGACAGCACCACCCUGUGUGGAAACCUGGAGGAGAUCCUCAACUUCCAGCAGGGACUCUGUUUGGCUUUGGAGGACUGCACAAAGGUCCCAGAGGGGCAGCAGCGGGUGGCAGGUUGCUAUUUAAACCUGAUGUGUCAGAUCAAGAAUCUCUACCUGACUUACUGCUCGAGCCACCCUUCAGCUGUGUGCAUCCUCACCGAUCACAGUGAAGAGUUAGACAAGUUCAUGGAGAGCCAAGGAGCAAGUUCUCCAGGAGUCCUGACCCUGACUACCAGCCUCAGUAAGCCCUUUGUGAGGCUUGAAAAGUACCCGACUCUGAUGCAGGAGCUGGAAAGACAUGUGGAGGAGGCUCACCCAGACUACGCCGACAUCAUAAAGGCACAGGCAACAUUUAGGAGCCUAGUGACUCAGUGCCAGGACCUGCGGAAGCGGAAAAACCUUGAGCUGCAGAUCUUGUCCGAACCGGUGCGGGGAUGGGAAGGAGACGGCAUGAAGAGUCUGGGUCAUGUGGCCUACAUGUCACAGGUCCAUGUUAAGAACGGAUGCAGUGAGGAAAAAGAAGAACGAUACCUAAUGCUUUUCCCUAAUAUGUUAAUUAUGCUCUCUGCCAGUCCACGGAUGAGUGGCUUUAUUUAUCAGGGAAGGCUCCCACUAACAGGCACCACAGUAACGAGGCAUGCAGAAGAUGCAGACAGCGCCCACUUUGCCUUUGACAUCACAGGAAGCAUGAUCGACCGCAUUACUGUGUUCUGCAGUAGCUUCCAAGAGUUACAGGACUGGCUGGAGCACCUGCAGCCUUUUACCAAAGGAGGCAGCCCUGCAGGCACCAUUUCAAAGAAUGUAGACGGGAGGCACGCGAGCAUGCUGAGUACCCCCACGCACGUGCCUCACCCCGGUGGUCUGGGCACUGCCGCUCGUGGUCCCCUGGAACCACCAAAGACGAGCAAGCCCUGGUCUCUCAGCUGUUUGCGCCCUGCACCACCUCUCAAACCCUCUGCGGCACUGGGCUACAAAGAGAGGAUGUCUUAUAUCAUGAAGGACUCCAGUAAGAGCCCACGGCCUAUGAAGAAGUUCCUGCCAGGCAACAGGAAGAAGGAGCGCAAGCCCUCUGAUGAUGAAGUUCAGACGAGGAAAAGCACGGUCGCUCUGGAGGAGGACGCUCAGAUUCUUCGGGUAAUCGAGGCUUAUUGCACCGGAGCCAGCCUGCACCAGAGCGCCACGGCAGUGCGGAAAGAGUGUGUGCCUCAGGUGCUCCUGCCGGAAGAGGAGAAGAUCAUUGUGGAGGAGAUGAAGAGCAACGGGCAGACGGUUAUUGAGGAAAAGAGCCUGGUAGAUGCUGUGUACGCUUUAAAGGACGAGGUUCAUGAAUUGAAAAAGGAGAAUAGGUGGAUGAAGCAGUUUAUGGAGGAGGAGCAGAAGUCUCGCAAAGAACUUGAGAGGCUAGUCCGGAAACUGACCAAGCAGAAGAACGACUGUGCUUGGGAGGACAGCAGCCACUGA